Molecule: messenger RNA, 1956 nt
Organism: Penicillium nucicola
Lineage: Eukaryota; Fungi; Ascomycota; Eurotiomycetes; Eurotiales; Aspergillaceae
Exons: 3
Coding region: 1-1956 (651 amino acids)
Biological process (GO): transmembrane transport
Cellular component (GO): membrane
Molecular function (GO): transmembrane transporter activity
Source: RefSeq, a predicted model, not a curated record
AUGGCAGACAAGCACAACCUCAACUCCGUCUCCACGGAGGACAUGGAUGAUCAUGAGAGAGCCGCUUUCAAUGAGAUCAUCCGUCCCAGUGACAGUUACCUCGCUGAUGGUACCUACUGGGCUGAUCUGCCGGUCGGCGAGCGCGUCAAGUUCUGUCUCGAGCAGGACCGCAUCGAGACCCGUAAGGAGAUGGCCUGGCUCUGGGAUAUGUUCAAGAAGGACCCCUUGGCCCCUCUUGCCUACUACUUCAAGAACAGUGUGCUGCCUGGUGCUGGUCUUGGUCUGGAAGGUUAUGUGCUCUUCUCUAUUAGCAACGUCACCCCCCUGUUCAAGGCCUCAUACAAGGACUGUUGGUCGACUGGCAAGGUUUGCAACCCUAACUGGAUUGCCGCCGUCAACUACCUGGAGGUCGUUGGUAUUCUUAUCGGUCAGAUUCUCGUUGGUCUUCUUGGUGACUGGAUUGGCCGUCGCUGGGGUCUCAUCCAGGAUGCAGUCAUCAUGUUCGUUGGUCUCCUUAUGCUCACAGCCGCUUGGGGUAUGACCCUCAACGGUUGGGUCAUCUGUUACGCCUGGUCUCUCUUCUUCUACAGUAUCGGAGUCGGUGGUGAAUAUCCCAUGACCGCUACUAUUGGAAUGGAGAACGGUAUCGGGUCUGGCAAGGUCAACGCCUCCCAGGAUCGCUUGCACCGCGGCCGCUCCGUGGUCAGCGCCUUCCUGAUGCAAGGUUGGGGUCAGUUUGCCAACCAGGUUAUCCUGAUUCUGUUGCUUCUCAUCUUCCACCACGGAAGCGGAACUCCCCCUAUCUCCACCACCACCACUAACUGGACAUACCGUGUCUCCUUUGCCAUUCCUGCCAUCGGAACCCUCUGGCUUGUCUACUACCGUGCCUACCACGUGAAGGCCGCUGCUGCUAGCAAGCAGCUUGAUGCCCAGAAGAAGAAGGCCUCAGUCACUGGCUACGACACUCAGUCAUUGAAGUUGACCUUCAAACAUUUCAGCCCUCGUCUGUUUGCUACCGCUGGUGGUUGGUUUGCCAACGACGUCUUCUUCUACGGAAACAAGCUUUUCCAGAGCAAGUUCAUCGCUGUUAUCAGCCCUGAGUCUAAGUCUCUGAUGACCAACUGGACCUGGAACUUGGUCAACAUUACCGCCGCCUUGGGCGGUUACUACUGCGCUUCAUGGUUCGUCGAUAAUAAGCUCUACGGCCGUAAGUGGAUGCAGAUCGUCGGGUUCAUGAUGUGUUUCAUUCUUUUCGUCAUCCCCGCCUUCCUCCUCAAAUACUACGAGUCCUCCGCCCACAUCCAUUCCUUCCAGGCGAUGUACUUCCUCAGUUCAUUCUUCAACCAGUUCGGCCCUAACUGCACCACCUUCCUCGUCGCCGCCGAGGUCUUCCCCACCCCAAUCCGUGGCACUGCCCACGGUAUCUCCGCCGCCGCAGGAAAGCUCGGUGCUCUCGUCAUCGCCGUCGUCGGAUCCUACACCACCACCCAGCAACAAUUCUACAUUGUCCCCUGGUUCGGUCUGGCCGGUGUGCUCGUCACCUAUCUCUUCCUGCCUGAUACCACCGGCCUCGAUCUCCGCGAACAGGAACGCCGCUGGUUGCACAUCCGUCAAGGCCGCGAGCACGAGUACCACGGCCCCGCCAUCCACCGCAAGCAUCUGUCUGUCUGGGAGCGCUGGAUGGGCAAGGGCAAGUACUACGACGCCGACCUUGACUACCAGAGCAAGGUCAAGGAGUUCCGCGCUGAGUGGGAGUCCGCUAUGGCCGUUCGUGGCGAGGAGAAGGACGCUCUCUUCGAUCUGGAUGACGUUGAUGAGACCAUUCUCCAGGGCUCUCUGCACACAUACUUUGAGCGCACAAGCCCCAUGAUCCGCGGCAUGGAGAAGACCGAGAUUGAGCCUACUGCCCUUCCCGUUGGUGGGCACGAUGAGCAGGAGACUCUCCGUCGGGAGUAA